AACGCGAGCACUCCGUUAUUUAAAGGCAUUUUUGUAGCCGGUGUCGUUAUUUAUGUCAUUUUAGAGUCCAAAAAUGCAAUCAAAUGACUAGAGUGGCCGCAGGUGGUUUAGCUGUGGUGAAAUAGACAGAUUAUUUAUGAAAAAUGGGAGUACAAGGGCUUUGGCGACUACUGGAAAGUACAGGGAAACCCAUCAACCCAGAAACACUGGAGGGAAAGAUCCUGGCUGUGGACAUCAGUAUUUGGCUGAAUCAAGCAGUGAAAGGGGUGAGGGACAGACAUGGAAACAGUGUCCAGAAUGCUCACCUGCUCACCCUCUUCCACCGCAUCUGUAAACUGCUGUUCUUCCGCAUCAGGCCAGUGUUUGUGUUUGAUGGAGAUGCACCUCUGCUCAAGAAACAGACCCUGGCUUUGAGACGGCAGAGAAAAGAGGAGCUAAGUCUUGAGUCCAAACAAACCAAUGAGAAACUCCUCAGGACUUUUCUGAAGAGACAAGCUCUGAAAGCGGCACUCGGAGAUAAAAGUCAGGAGCCUUUUCCCAGUCUCUCCAGUGUGAGGAGACAUGAGGUCGAUGACAUUUAUGUUCUUCCUGCUCUUCCAGCUGCAGAGGAGAAGGAAAAUAGCAGUUCUGAAGAAGACGAUGAUGAAUCUUCACAUGAGGGAUCUGCUAAUACCUCACACCAGGAUGAUUUUUAUGAAGACCCAAACUCUGUUGACAUCAAUUCAGAAGAGUUUGCGAGUCUUCCUCCUGAAAUGAAGCACGAGAUACUUAAAGAAAUGAAGGAGUUUUCUAAAAGACGGCGCACCAUGUACCAAACACCUCCUGAGCGUUCUGGAGACUUCUCACAGUACCAGUUAGCCGGUUUGCUGCAGAGGAAUAAGUUGAACCAGCGUCUGGAGGGAGUGGAGAAAGAAAUGAGUGAGCGCAGUGCGGGCAGUGCUCCUCAGGUCUGUGGGGAUCAAGAGAGUCACAAUGUGGAGGCUCAGAGGCUGGUGUCAGAGGAUUAUUCUCACUACAUCCUUAUUAAAGGUGCCUCAAAACGGGAGAAAGCUCCACAGACUCAACCACAGGCAGCAGCAGCGCCUUGGUCCGGGAGCUCUCUGUCCGGAGUCAGGAGUCGAGCAGCGGGUAAACCAGAACCUCUGUGGCGUCCCGUCUGUGAGGAGGACGAAAAACAAUGUGAUCCUGUUAUUCAAGACAAAACAAAAGACCAAAAACCCACUGUGUCAGAAAAGUGUGAAGAUGAUAAUGCGUUACCACCGUCACCACGGACUCUUGAGGCUAUACGAGCCGCUCUGAACGACAGCUCAGAUGAAGACGGGGAUCGUAAUAACACGGAUGGCAGUGUCUCUCCUCGCACUUUACUCGCAAUUCAACGAGCCAUGGCUGAAGAUGGAGGCGAUGAUCAAUUUAAAACAAACACCAAAUCUGAUGGGCUGCAGUCUGUUCCUCAAGUGAUUAUUGAUACGUCAGAUGAGGAUGCAGAGGAAAAUCAAAUGGUCGUUGAUACAAAUUCACAAAGCAAGAUUUUAGAUCGGAUUGACAGUCAGAGCUUGGACGUAAAAGACAGUUUAUUAAUGAGUAGUUCAGAUGAUGAAAUGGGAGAUGUUAUUGCACAAAGAAACAAAGCUCUUAGAUCCGCAGCUCAACCGUAUGAACCACUUCAAAAGUCAGAAAAACAAAAUGUGGAGAUACUGUCAGAGAAAGUGAGAAUAAAUGAGCCACGUGAUUCAACUGGAGAAGUUAUUGGAGACAAGAUGAGCACUGAAUAUUCUGAGAUAACUCAUUUCAAUCUGUCAAAGAGGGAAGCUGCUGGGUUUUCAGAUGAGUCGAGAAAAAGUGAUUCUCAAUCCUUGGUACCAGAAUUAAUUAAUACGGAAUUUGCCAAACAAGAUGCCAAUGGAGGUUUUGUAAAGCCAGAAGAGCAGAGUGAAUCAGAAGAGAGCUUUGUUGAAGUCUCAGAGGAAGAAAGUUCAGAUGAAGAGAUUGAAUCGACUGAUGAAAAGACCAAAGAAGAAGAAGAAACUAUAGAUGACAGUUCACCGGAGACGACCAGUGAAGCAGCAGAAGUCUCCAAAUCUGAGGAUGUGCAAGAAGAAACUCACAAACGGGAGGAAAUCCAAGAAGAGAUCCUAGAGAAAACACAGACACGGCCUUCUGCAUCAAAUGAAUGGGACCAACUGGACGUGGAGGAGCUGGAGGUGCUGGAGAGUUCUCUUCAGGCGCAGCAGAACCAACUGAGGGAGCAGAAGCAGCAGCAGGAGCGAAUGGCCAACACGGUCACAGGACAGAUGUGUUUGGAGAGUCAGGAGCUCCUUCGUCUGUUCGGGGUCCCGUACCUCAUCGCCCCCAUGGAGGCAGAGGCUCAGUGCGCGGCCCUGGAUCGCUCCGACCACACACACGGGACCAUCACGGACGACUCGGACGUUUGGCUGUUCGGAGGACGUCACGUCUACAAGAACUUCUUCAGCCAAAACAAAUAUGUGGAGCAUUAUCAGUACAGUGACCUGCAGAACCAGCUCGGUUUGGACAGGACUAAACUCAUAAACUUGGCGUAUCUUCUGGGGAGUGACUACACGGACGGCGUCCCGGGGGUGGGAUAUGUGACCGGGAUGGAGAUCCUCAACGAGUUUCCUGGACCAGGCCUGGAGCCGCUCACACAGUUAUAUGAAUGGUGGAAAGACGCCCAGGAGAAAAAGCGUUUGACGGAGAAUCCCAAAGACACAAAAGUGAAGAAGAAGAUCCGAGAGCUGAAGCUGACGCCUGGAUUCCCAAAUCCUUCUGUGGCUCAGGCGUAUUUACAUCCGGCCGUCGACCAAUCAGAGAGCUCCUUCAGCUGGGGCCGCCCACAACUCGACAUGAUCAAAGAAUUUUGUCUGAGUCGUUUUGGUUGGAACAGCCGCAGGACUGAGGAAACUCUUCUGCCUGUGAUGAAGCAGCUCGACACGCAGCAGACACAGUUGAGGAUCGACUCAUUUUUCCGGAUGGAGCUCCACGAGAAGCAAGCGAUUCGCAGCCAGAGACUCCGACGCGCCGUCACCUGUAUGAAACGAAAGGAGAGAGAAGGAGAAGGAGACGAGGGAGAGGAGGAUGAAGAGGAAACCAUCUCUCCAUCCAAAUCUAAGAAAAACAGCUCCAGCCCCACCCCAGAACAGAGGACAGUGGCGUCUGGAGGAGGGUUUCUCGCUUCACAAAUGACAUUCGAACCAACAUUUUCACCUUCAACAGACAAUGAUAAACGCACAGUUGAGCCCAGCAACGAGAAAACCAACAUUUCACCACAGAAAAACAUAAAAAUAAGAAGGAGCAGUAGCAGCAGUAGCUCAGAGGAGAGUGACAGUGAUGAGAAAGUUGCGAUGGUCGUGGCUAAAUCUGUGUUUGAAGGGAGUCGACGGGGACGCGGGGCCAAAAGUACGAGAGGGAGGGGCAGAGGGGCCACGAGGGGCAAUGCAAAGGGGAAAAAGAAAUGAAGAUAAAUGAUGAGAGAGUGAUGAAGUGACGAGUCGAAUAAACAAACCAGUUGCUCCCAAAACUCAAGCUACAUAACUCACACCAUGCCUUUUCCAUUCUACAGCCGUCCAUAAAUGUCCUGCUCCUUCUCCCGAUGAAUGAAUCAGACA
Molecule: messenger RNA, 3620 nt
Organism: Periophthalmus magnuspinnatus
Lineage: Eukaryota; Metazoa; Chordata; Actinopteri; Gobiiformes; Gobiidae
Gene: ercc5
Product: excision repair cross-complementation group 5
Exons: 15
Coding region: 144-3470 (1108 amino acids)
Biological process (GO): nucleotide-excision repair
Cellular component (GO): nucleus
Molecular function (GO): single-stranded DNA binding; DNA endonuclease activity
Source: RefSeq, a predicted model, not a curated record